UGAACAAUUUACAUUCUGACGUUUAUCGUUUUCAUUGAACGUGCUUUCAUUUGAAACACAUGGUAUUUUGUUAAAUAUUUUCAAGUUUCUUAUUGUUUAUUAUAUCAAUAAUAGAAAAGUUGGCAAAAUGUCUGAAGUGUUUCACCGGCCUGGGCCGUUAAAACAGACUAAUAAAAGUCAUAAAACUGGACGGCAUCGGUCGAAGGGAGCUAUAGAAAAUGCGCUGAAGGGUCGGGUUUCUCUUAAAGCGGUGUCGCAUAAACACAAACAAGAACAACGAAGAGAACAGCGUAGACACCAAAUGAAUCAAAUACGUAAGAAGAAACGUGAGGAAGCGAGAUUAGAAAAACUGCAGUUGGGAACUCAGCAAAGCGCACCAUUCUUGGUGUGUAUAUUGCCAAUGCAUCAACAAAUUGACGCUAAAUCAGCUUUAGCUAUAUUAGAGAGCUGUGAUGAAGAAGCUGUCGUACAAAGAGCAGACACUGGAGUUACCUAUAUUAAUCUUCCACGUUUCAAGCAAAGAUUUUCUUUCAUUAUUCCACCGACAGGCCGUGGCAAUGAAGUAGAAGUGUUAGAUUAUUUAAAAGCUUGUGAUACAACAUUACUCCUUACAUCUGCUGCUAUGGGAGAAGAUGAGGUAUUUGAUCGGUGGGGUCAUCGAAUUUUUAAUAUGGCAUCUGCUCAAGGUAUACCCACACCAAUAGUAGCACUUAUGGAUUUAGAAUCAAUAAACCCUAAAAAACGUGGCGACGUUAAGACAUCUGUUCAGAAAUUUAUAUCGAAGGUAUUGCCGAAAGAAAAAAUAAUGCAACUGGAUACCAAUGCUGAAGGUCUCAACGUUAUGCGUCGUAUUGGAGGACAAAAAAAGAAUGUGCUUCCAAAUAAAUCUAAUAGGCCGCAUUUAUUCAGUGAUAAAAUUGAAGUUGAAGCUCAAUCAAAUCAAUCUGAAGAUAAUAUAACUUUGAAAGUAACAGGAUUUUUGCGUGGAGCACCACUUAAUGAAAAUUCUCUUGUACAUAUUCCCGGUUUGGGCGAUUUCCAGAUGCAACAGAUAGUUUCCACACAUGAUGCUUUUAAAUUAGAUAAACGUACAGAACUACAACAAGUGCAAGUUCGUGUAGCAGACCAACAGUUGCAAACUUCAUUGCAAAAAGAAAAUAUACCAGAUGCUAUGGAUGCAGAACAGACAUGGCCAACUGAAGAGGAAAUCGAAGCUGCUCAACAAGAAACGAAGAAAACUAAGAUGGUAAAACGUGUACCCAAAGGUUGGAGUACAUACCAAGCAGCUUGGAUACCAGAUGUUGAAGCAGUUGAAAAAAAAGAAGAUGAUGGUAGCGAUGACAGUGACAUGAGCGGUAGUGACGGCGAAGAAAAUGAAGAUGAAGAUGAAUUCAUGUCUUGCGAAAAUAAAUCUUUCGACGGAGAAGUGGAAAGGCCCGAUUCCGAUACAGAAGAGUUCGUGGAAACAGCUUCGGUGUCAGAUGCUGCAAUAAAUGAUGAAAAGUAUGAUCUCCAAAUGGACUUUUAUGAAGAACGUGAAACGAUGAAAAAAAUUAAAGAAGCUCGUGUCGAUGAAUUGUGGCCGGAUGAAAUUGAUACACCACUAGAUGUAGAAGCGCGCGACCGGUUCCAAAAAUAUCGUGGUCUGGAGUCGUUUAGAACCUCACCAUGGGAUGUGAAGGAGAAUUUACCUUAUGAUUAUGCGCGCAUUUACCAAUUUCAAAAUUUUGAUCGCACCAAACGUCGUAUUGUUUCUGAAGCCAAGGAGGUUAACGGAUUUCAGCAUGGCGCCUAUGUAACCAUAUACAUCAUUAAUGUGCCCCAAACAAAAUGGUUGGCCUAUACAUCGGCUCGUCAAACCAAAGGACUUGUCAUAUAUGGUUUGCUGCCACAUGAGCAUCAGAUGUCGGUGAUGAAUGUUGUUCUUAAGCGUCUACCCGAUUCUGAAGCGCCAAUAAAGGCCAAAGAGACCUUAAUAAUACAAUGUGGAUAUCGCCGCUUUGUUGUAAAUCCAAUUUUCAGUCAACAUACCAAUGGAGACAAACACAAAUAUGAACGUUACUUCCGCCCACACUCAACCGUCUGUGCCACUUUCUACGCACCAAUUCAGUUUCCCCCUGCACCUGUAUUAGCUUUCAAGUUAAAUCCCGACUCAACUUUAGCGCUGGUCGCACGUGGUUGCCUGCUUUCCUGUAAUCCAGAUCGAGUAGUAUUGAAACGUAUUGUCUUGAGCGGUCAUCCAAUGCGUAUCAAUCGCAAAUCAGCGACGGUGCGUUAUAUGUUCUUCAAUAAAGAAGAUGUCGAUUAUUUCAAGCCAGUUAAACUACGCACAAAAUGUGGACGCUUGGGACACAUAAAGGAAUCACUAGGAACUCACGGGCAUAUGAAAUGUGUGUUCGAUGGACAACUGCGUUCUUACGAUACAGUUUUUAUGUAUCUAUACAAACGGGUAUAUCCAAAAUGGACCUACGAGGAAUGCCUAAUACGUAGUGAUAAGGAUGAAGACGAAAAAAUGGAAUAACUCGAUUCGUACAUAUUUUAUAUGUAAAUAUACUUUUAAAUUUGUAAUGAAAUGCAAAUCCCAUAAAGUUUACAAUACAUGAA
Messenger RNA from Zeugodacus cucurbitae (melon fly), 2604 nucleotides. RefSeq names its product pre-rRNA-processing protein TSR1 homolog (gene Tsr1). Gene Ontology annotation, biological process: endonucleolytic cleavage of tricistronic rRNA transcript (SSU-rRNA, 5.8S rRNA, LSU-rRNA); maturation of SSU-rRNA from tricistronic rRNA transcript (SSU-rRNA, 5.8S rRNA, LSU-rRNA); ribosome biogenesis. Gene Ontology annotation, molecular function: U3 snoRNA binding; GTP binding; GTPase activity. The record is from RefSeq and is a predicted model, not a curated record. NCBI's taxonomy places the organism in Eukaryota, Metazoa, Arthropoda, Insecta, Diptera, Tephritidae. Gene Ontology annotation, cellular component: nucleus; preribosome, small subunit precursor. The transcript is spliced from 5 exons. Bases 128 to 2521 code for a protein of 797 amino acids.